UGUUUCAGCACGAUAAGUACUCCCUCUUUUUCCGGUAGUGACCCUGCUCGUGGCAAACACAAAUUCAAUAUGCAGAACGAAGCAGGAGAAUACGUUGACAUGUACAUUCCUAGGAAAUGUUCUGCCAGCAAUAGAAUCAUCCAUGCAAGAGACUAUGCCUCUAUUCAGUUGAACAUCUCUGAUGUUGACGAAACAACUGGGAGAGUGACUGGUACAUACAAAACCUAUGCUGUUUGUGGAUCAAUCAGGCGCAUGGGCGAAUCUGAUGGCUGUAUUAACAGAUUGGCGAAAAAGGAUAACAUUUUGUCAAAGAGUUUCCAAUGAGUAUCUACUGCCUGCCAGGGUUGCAAAUAUACAUCAACUAUGACUACUACAUCUACAAAUACCGAGGGACAGCUUCAAUGGUCUUUUCUGUAACAAGGUCUGGUUUCGAUCCAUGCAUUAAAGCUGUGUGAUUCAUUGGA
Molecule: messenger RNA, 464 nt
Organism: Priapulus caudatus
Lineage: Eukaryota; Metazoa; Priapulida; Priapulimorpha; Priapulimorphida; Priapulidae
Product: 40S ribosomal protein S21-like
Exons: 6
Coding region: 70-324 (84 amino acids)
Biological process (GO): endonucleolytic cleavage to generate mature 3'-end of SSU-rRNA from (SSU-rRNA, 5.8S rRNA, LSU-rRNA); translation; endonucleolytic cleavage in ITS1 to separate SSU-rRNA from 5.8S rRNA and LSU-rRNA from tricistronic rRNA transcript (SSU-rRNA, 5.8S rRNA, LSU-rRNA)
Cellular component (GO): cytosolic small ribosomal subunit; ribosome
Molecular function (GO): structural constituent of ribosome
Source: RefSeq, a predicted model, not a curated record